AUGCACCAGGUGAACUCUCCGCAUACGCAGGCCUCCAUACCGGACGAUAUGGACACGGAAGAUCAGUACAUGGCCAACCAAGUCAGUAAUUCUGUGCGAGGGCGCCCCAGAAACAAACGCAAACGAUCUAAUGAUAUCGGCCCAAGUGAGACUGGGGAAUCAGAAUGCGACUCAACUACUACUGAAUACAAUGCUGGAAGUUAUAGCAGCGAUGGCAUCGACGACAGUGAACCUUCUUCCUUGCCACGGGCGAAGCGAGGGAAGAGGAGUUCGGCCAAAGAUGAUGAUUAUUACGCUCAGCCAAAGACCACCAAAGCUAAGCAGAGAACGAGAAAACUUUCCGAUAGCAUUCCUCACCUAGGAGGGGCCGACUUUCCCAACGGGGAAGACCAGUCUGGUUCAUCAGACGAAGAAAAGGAUACAAUAAAGGCACAAAGGCGGGCUCGAAAUAAGAAAUUUGCUCGCGAGCGGGAACAACGUCUACUUCAAAUUGGGAAACUUACCAAGAACGAUGACCUGUCUCCGGAUGAACAGCGCACCGCUCAUCAACUUCUUACUCGUGGUACCAUGCCAACUAUCUAUAAACAUUGGCAGUUAGAUUUUCCUACAGUUGCAGAUGCCGUAUUCUUCUCAGGGGAAGACAGAGACCCCAGGCUCACGGAGACGCACUUCGUGCUCGAAACCGACAAAGGUACGGAGUUCGACGCGAUCAUUGCCUUCCGAGAUCUUUUGGAAAUUUGCGGCAGGGUGAAAGACUGCUGUAAUAUCCUGAAGAUAUCUCCUUAUGAGUGCAUUGUGAGGACAAUUCGGAGAUACCUGACCUGGGCAAUGAGGGAUGCACGUAUCAGAGCCCACCCGAACACAACCCCGGUGCACAUCAUCUAUUGCAAGAAGGAAUACGAAACGCCAAAGGCCGCCAUCGACCACGUCGCUGCAGCAUUAGCGAAGUUAGCGGAGAAAUGGAGGAGCCAACUCGGUGCAUUCCAUGAUAAUAAGGGAUUCUGGCCGGUAUUGAUCGGAAUCGUCGUCUAUGGACCUGGCCUUGUUAUCAUCGGCUUGGAUACGAAUCCCCAACCACAUUGUAAAUCGCCGGGAGUCAGGUUCCUCGGUCAAGUUGAUUUUAUGAGCUCUGACAGUGAUAUUUGGUCCACCCUGGGUGUUGCGAUCGUCAUCAAGCAUAUCCAAAGAACGAUGAUAAAGCUGGCCAUGGCUUACAACCAUCCGUUUGUGGCACCAAUCCUUGAUGAAUCUACCAAAGCUAUGGAUGACCACGACCCCGAUCUUUGA
This is a messenger RNA of Penicillium bovifimosum, 1287 nucleotides long. RefSeq lists its product as uncharacterized. The coding region runs from base 1 to 1287 and encodes 428 amino acids. NCBI's taxonomy places the organism in Eukaryota, Fungi, Ascomycota, Eurotiomycetes, Eurotiales, Aspergillaceae. The transcript has a single exon. The record is from RefSeq and is a predicted model, not a curated record.